UUUUUGUGAAAAAUGCUUUUAAGUGAUAUUAUUAGUCGAAAAGUAGAGAAUUCCGUUUACAUUAUAGCGGAAAUUGGACAAAAUCAUCAGGGAUGCUUGGAUAUGGCAAAAAAAAUGAUCUUAGAAGCCAAAAAAGCUGGCUGUCAUUGUGUAAAGUUCCAAAAAUCUGACCUCAAAGAAAAGUUCACUCGAUCUGCUCUAGAUCGUGAAUAUAUAAGCGAGAAUUCUUGGGGAAAAACUUACGGAGAACACAAGGAGUAUCUCGAAUUUUCCAAAGAUCAGUAUAAGGAACUACAAGCUUAUAGCCGGGAUAUAAAUGUGGACUUUACAGCAUCCGCCAUGGAUGAGAAUUCCUUAGAUUUCCUGGUUGACUUUAAAGUUCCGUUUAUUAAAAUCGGUUCCGGAGAUGCAAACAACUUUUUACUUCUGAAAAAGGCAGCUAAGCUGGACAUUCCUUUGGUUAUAUCCACGGGUAUGCAAACAAUGGAGACGGUCGAGAAGAUUGUCCAAACUAUGGAGGACGCAGGGAAGAAGGACUACGCCCUGAUGCACUGCGUCUCAGCGUACCCAACAUUGCCUGAAGACUGCAAUCUUCAAUUAAUUCGAAUGUUUAAAAGGCGUUUGCCCAAUGUGACUAUUGGCUACUCUGGACAUGAACUAGGUAUUUUGCUUACCCAAGCCGCCGUCUUACUAGGAGCUCGAAUAGUAGAGCGCCAUUUUACGUUGGACAAAAAUCAAAAAGGUUCAGACCACCGUUGUUCCCUGGAGCCCAAUGAGCUUCGCGAGUUGAUAGAAAAAAUCAAUCAUUUCGAGUUGAAAAAUAAUUCGCUUUCUGUGGGGGAUGUGAUGCAGAAACUAAAUGGAGGUCAGGAUCUUGUAAAGGCUCUUCGAGAUGUACGUGAGAAAGAGAUUUUACUCUGUGAGCUACCAUGCCGGGAUAAGUUGGGAAAAUCUAUUGUAGCAGCUCGCAGCCUACCCAAAGGCCAUAUCCUGGAACCAUCGGACAUGGCAAUCAAAGUAAGCCAACCCAACGGCGAGACAGCAGAAAAAUAUUUCGAUUUAAUCGGUAAAGAAUUGAUUGUCAAUGUUGGUGAGGAUGAACCCAUAACUGGGAGUAUGCUAUUUAUUUAGGGCAUGAGAUUUUGCAACUACAUGAAGUGCAUAGUGAAAUAAAUAUGAACA
Molecule: messenger RNA, 1182 nt
Organism: Drosophila bipectinata
Lineage: Eukaryota; Metazoa; Arthropoda; Insecta; Diptera; Drosophilidae
Gene: NANS
Product: N-acetylneuraminic acid synthase
Biological process (GO): carbohydrate biosynthetic process
Molecular function (GO): N-acylneuraminate-9-phosphate synthase activity
Source: RefSeq, a predicted model, not a curated record